Molecule: messenger RNA, 588 nt
Organism: Aphidius gifuensis
Lineage: Eukaryota; Metazoa; Arthropoda; Insecta; Hymenoptera; Braconidae
Product: ribosomal RNA-processing protein 8-like
Exons: 4
Coding region: 1-588 (195 amino acids)
Biological process (GO): rDNA heterochromatin formation; cellular response to glucose starvation; regulation of transcription by glucose
Cellular component (GO): chromatin silencing complex; nucleolus; rDNA heterochromatin
Molecular function (GO): methyltransferase activity
Source: RefSeq, a predicted model, not a curated record
AUGGCUUAUACAAUAACUGCCGAAAUAAUGGAUGAAAAAAUUAAAAAAAAAAAAAUCAGAAGUUCUGAGGAUGGGUCACCCAAACCGACGUCUCGAUUUGGCGUCUUCGCUCAUAAAGAUAAAUUAAAUAAUUUAAAUCCAAAAGAAUAUGUUAUUGCUGAUUUUGGUUGUGGUGAUGCUAAGCUUUGUGAACCAGUUGAACAAAAAGUUCACUCACUUGAUUUAGUUGCUGUCAAUGAUAAAGUCACAGCUUGUGAUAUGGCACAUACAUCCCUGCUAACUAUCAGUGUUAAUGUUGUUGUAUUUUGUUUGUCAUUCAUAGGAAAAAAUUUAGCAGAUUAUCUUUUAGAAGCGAAUCGUGUUUUAAAACAAGAUGGGAUAUUAAAAAUUGCUGAUGUUGUAAGUCGCUUUGAAAAUAUUAAAGGAUUUGUAAAGUCAUUAGACAAAUAUGGCUUUCAAAAUACAUAUCAAGAUUUGUCAAAUAAUUUAUUUUAUUUUAUGGACUUUAAAGAAAUUGAAGAUGUCAAUAGAAGAAAUAAAAAUCUUCCACAAAUUUAUUUAAAAACAUGCUUAUACAAAAGAAGAUAA